CGGUCUGUUCUUUCCUGCCACACACGCGAUGCAAUAAUGCAAAGCAUCGUGGGAUCUGAGGCAUGUGAACGACAUUGACAGUAGAGGUGGGAGAAGCUGAUGGGAGACACUAUGUCCAGUCCUACAGGCACCGUGAAGGCGGAGGGCAUCAUGGUGCCUAAUUUUGGCACCGCACCACCACAGGGCUGCCCGAUGCAUCGAGAUGUUAAUAAAAGUGUUCCUCCUCCAGAAUGCCCAAUGCAUCAGGCGUCUAGCGAUCACACGAAGAAAGCUUCAGAUAUACCUGCACAUCAGGACAGGGCUUAUGAAUUUGUGGAGUGUCCUAUGAGAGCUGCCAAUGGGAUGAAACCCACACUGUCCGACAUCAAUCCAGCCAACAUGAUGCCUCCACCCAACCAGCAGCCUUCAGCUGAUCAGCCGUUUCCCUUGUCAGUUGUAAGAGAGGAAUCCAACAUUCCUCGUGCUGGAGCUGAGCAGAACUGGGUUUAUCCCUCAGAGCAGAUGUUCUGGAAUGCCAUGCUUAGGAAAGGAUGGCGCUGGAACAAAGAUGACAUAAACCAGAAAGAUAUGGGUGACAUCAUCAGGAUUCACAAUCAGAAUAAUGAACAAGCCUGGCAGGAAAUCCUGAGAUGGGAGAAACUCCAUUCAAAAGAAUGUCCAUGUGGACCUUCACUCUUAAGGUUUGGUGGCAAAGCAAAAGACUUCUCACCCAGAGCCAGAUUUCGCCAUUGGAUGGGGCACGAGCUGCCAUUUGAUAGGCACGACUGGAUAGUUGACCGCUGUGGAAAAGAGGUCAGAUAUGUGAUCGACUACUAUGAUGGAGGCCUGUUGUCCAAACACACCAUCCUCGACGUGCGUCCAGCCUUCGACUCUUUAGGAGCCAUUUGGGACCGUAUGAAAGUGACCUGGUGGCGUUGGACCUCAACAUGAACUUACUGGACAUGAACUGUUGGAUAAACAGGAACUAUUAUUUAUAACCAAGUCUGUGGAAGGUUUAUUUUUUGCAUUUGGAGUCCUAAUGGCUUACUUAUAUUCCUGUGAUGGCUCCAUUAUGUGUAAAUUCGGAAACUAUUUAGUUAGAAUGUGGCACUGUGUGCUAUUGCAAACAUAUUAUAUCAUGUAAUUAAAGAGGAAGCGCUGUUAA
This is a messenger RNA of Danio aesculapii, 1144 nucleotides long. Its product is annotated as holocytochrome c-type synthase-like. The record is from RefSeq and is a predicted model, not a curated record. The transcript has 7 exons. Gene Ontology annotation, cellular component: mitochondrion. Gene Ontology annotation, molecular function: holocytochrome-c synthase activity. NCBI's taxonomy places the organism in Eukaryota, Metazoa, Chordata, Actinopteri, Cypriniformes, Danionidae. The coding region runs from base 100 to 930 and encodes 276 amino acids. Gene Ontology annotation, biological process: cytochrome c-heme linkage.